This is a messenger RNA of Pan troglodytes (chimpanzee), 788 nucleotides long. It is a transcript of the gene SELENOK, whose product is annotated as selenoprotein K. The record is from RefSeq and is marked validated. The transcript has 5 exons. Lineage: Eukaryota; Metazoa; Chordata; Mammalia; Primates; Hominidae. Gene Ontology annotation, cellular component: endoplasmic reticulum membrane; Golgi apparatus. Gene Ontology annotation, biological process: calcium ion transport; endoplasmic reticulum calcium ion homeostasis.
CGCCCAUCGGGGGCGCGUCUCUUUCAGCAGCCAAUGGGCUCUGCCCACCUUCGUCCUCGUCAGCAUUUUGUCUAAUCGCGGCCUGUGACGCUCGAAGGGCGGGGAGCAGAGGGAGAUACAGAAACCGACAGGGGCCAGGCGCCCGGUGGCUCCGAAGCGGGGAAGUGGGACAAGAUGGUUUACAUCUCGAACGGACAAGUGUUGGACAGCCGGAGUCAGUCUCCAUGGAGAUUAUCUUUGAUAACAGAUUUCUUCUGGGGAAUAGCUGAGUUUGUGGUUUUGUUUUUCAAAACUCUGCUUCAGCAAGAUGUGAAAAAAAGAAGAAGCUAUGGAAACUCGUCUGAUUCCAGAUACGAUGAUGGAAGAGGGCCACCGGGAAACCCUCCCCGAAGAAUGGGUAGAAUCAAUCAUCUGCGUGGCCCUAGUCCCCCUCCAAUGGCUGGUGGAUGAGGAAGGUAAAUGUCUGCUCUAAGAAGCAGACAACCGGACAUGCGCAUUCAUAGCAGAAGGAAACCAUCAAGAAGUGGAAGGCUGACCAUGAUGAGCAGUAGAUGAAUGUGUAUGUCUAAACAAGGACUGCUCUGUGUCCUCACAGAUGAAUGAGGUCAUGCUGGGAAUUCCCUCUGCAGGGAACUGGCCUGACUGACAUGCAGUUCCAUAAAUGCAGAUGUUUGUCUCAUUACCUUUUUGUAUAGUUUAUUAAAGUAUUAAUAUAGUUUUAAUAAGUAAAUAUUUUUAGGUUGCAGAAUGGACUCCUCAUCUUUAUAUUCACGAAAAAGCAAUCUGAA